CGCGUUUUCUUCAUUUUGCGAACAUACGUUUUAACAACCACCGUUCCGAUAGGACUCUAGGGCCCCAAAGAGGUUCAAUUUGCAAGAUAAAUAUUCUGGAACCUCCUGAGACUUAUACCUAAGUCAGUGCUUUCUCCACUUUAAGGAAGUGCGCGAGGCUUGAACUGCCAAGCUUCACCAUGGAUGAUUUUGAUCAAGUGGGCAUAGAGGAGGAGCAGGAAGAAGAGAGAACAGAGGAGAAGAUAAUUAAUGAAGAAUACAAGACAUGGAAGAAAAAUGCGCCGUUUCUUUAUGAUAUGAUUCUCAGUACAGCAUUGGAAUGGCCUACUCUUACUACACAAUGGCUGCCAGAUAAGCAAGCUGUCCCAGAUAAACCCUAUUCAACCCACCGCCUACUCAUUGGAACGCAUACAUCGAGUGAUGCCCAAAACUACCUUCAAAUAGCACAUGUCCAACUACCUAAUCCAACGGCUCCAGAUGCGGAAGAUUACGAUGACGAGAGGGGGGAGAUCGGCGGAUAUGGAGGCGGGGGAUCAAAGAAGGCGCCCAUGGAGGUGAAAUUUAACAUUGUCCAAAAGAUCGAUCACAAAGGCGAGGUGAAUAAAGCACGAUACCAGCCACAAAACCCGAAUGUUAUCGCAACAAUGUGCACAGAUGGGAGAGUGAUGAUUUGGGACCGCUCGAGACACCCCAGUCUUCCCACGGGUAACGUAAGCCCUGAGCUAGAGUUACUUGGGCAUACGAAGGAAGGGUUUGGGUUAAGUUGGAGCCCUCAUUUGAUUGGCCAUCUCGCUACUGGAAGUGAAGACAAAACCGUCCGCCUUUGGGAUAUCACGCAACACACGAAAGGCAACAAAGCUCUUAAGCCUUCGCGGACAUACACCCACCACUCCUCCAUUGUCAACGAUGUCCAACACCACCCUCUCCACUCGUCCCUGAUCGGGACUGUAUCUGACGAUAUCACACUUCAAAUCCUCGACAUUCGUGAAGCAGACACCACCCGCGCUUCUUCGGUGUCCAAGGACCAGCACAAGGAUGCGAUAAAUGCCAUUGCCUUUAACCCUGCCAAGGAAACGGUCCUUGCUACCGGAUCAGCGGACAAGAGUGUUGGCAUCUGGGAUCUCCGAAACCUUAAAUCGAAGCUACAUGCGCUUGAGUGCCACAAUGAAUCGGUAACGUCUCUGGCUUGGCAUCCGUUCGAGGAAGCAGUGCUAGCGAGUGCUAGUUACGAUCGGAAGAUCAUGUUCUGGGAUCUCAGCCGUGCUGGCGAGGAGCAGACCCCUGAAGAUGCUCAGGAUGGACCCCCUGAGCUACUAUUUAUGCAUGGUGGCCAUACCAACCGCAUCUCCGAUUUCAGCUGGAACUUGAAUGAUCCGUGGGUUCUGUGUUCAGCGGCGGAAGACAACCUGCUUCAAGUAUGGAAAGUGUCUGAUGCCAUUGUUGGUAAAGACAUGGAAGAUGUUCCAACUGAAGAGCUGGAAUCAUGAGGGGCAACAUAGUUAUUUUGCUCGCUUGAAAAUGACUCGAUCUGGUCCAUACUGUUCGCUGGCUUGGGCUGGUGCCCGUUGCCUAUCUUAAGGGGGGGUGGUUUCCGCGUAUCCUUUUCCACAACCUAUAUUCUCUUUGAAGAGACACGCUGAAAUUUCCCUCUGGGGAUGGUGGGAUAGGGUAUUACUUUCGGUGUUCCUUCUUCAGGUGUACGAAUUUCACGGCUUGUUUUCUGUCUUAUGCUCCGUCUGUAUUUGUAGGUACAUUACACUGGGGUGAAAUUUGAAAGGCAGCGGUUACUCAGUAGCGAAUUCAGUCUUUACGCCCCUUAGAUUGCCACUAUUUACCCAAUAAGCUGGACUAUUCCCAUCUAGUCCGUCCUUUAUUUUACUUUGUUUUAUAUCCCUCUCUAUUUUAGACUAGCGUCGGAGAUUUAUUUUACCGAGCAGCCGCUUCCAGCGAAUCAGCCUUAGUCAGAAACCUUGACGAAACUCUGAUCUUUCCCGAAAAACAGUCGCCGCCAGCGCCCAGACAAAAAAAAAAAAA
This is a messenger RNA of Blastomyces gilchristii SLH14081, 2034 nucleotides long. RefSeq names its product histone acetyltransferase type B subunit 2. The record is from RefSeq and is a predicted model, not a curated record. Gene Ontology annotation, cellular component: Rpd3L-Expanded complex; cytoplasm; nucleus. Lineage: Eukaryota; Fungi; Ascomycota; Eurotiomycetes; Onygenales; Ajellomycetaceae. Gene Ontology annotation, molecular function: histone binding. Gene Ontology annotation, biological process: regulation of gene expression. Bases 180 to 1487 code for a protein of 435 amino acids. The transcript has 6 exons.